AUGCGCGCACCCUGGGUUACAGCCUUGCUCGCAUCCCCAGGAGCCCUACUGGGCGUCAGGGCCGCCAGCAACCAGACCGGCUACGACUACAUCGUAGUCGGCGGCGGCCCAUCCGGCAUCAUCAGCGCCGAGCGUCUCUCGGCAGCCAACAAAAAGGUCCUGCUGUUAGAGCGCAGCACAGUCGGCCCGACCAUCGAAACAGGCGCAACCAAAUACACCCUGGAGUGGAACGACACCCUAACCGCCAUCGACGUCCCCGGCCUGUCCUUUGACGUCGGCAACCUCCCCCAGUGGACCGACUACAUGUGCACCGACACCGACGGCACCGCCGCCUGCAUCCUCGGCGGUGGCGUCACAGUCAACUACAUGGUCUUCGUCCACCCGCCGGACCACGACUUCAACGACCAGUGGCCCGUCGGGUGGGAGUGGGCGGACGUCGCCGCCGGCGCCGAGCGCCUGUACGCCCGCAACCCGGGGAGUAGCGUCCCCUCCGCAGACCGGCAGCUGUACGACCAGUCGCUCUACAGCACGCUCGCGAGCUUCUUUGACAAUCUCAACUGGACCGCUGUCGACAUGAGCGCCCAGCGCAACCAGAAAUUCCAGACGUACAGCCACCCGGUUUGGAACGUGCAGGACUACAAGCGCGCGGGGCCCCUGCGAACGUAUCUCCCGCUUGCCCUGGGGAGGAAGAACUUCUCGCUGCGCAUGGGCGCCCUCGUCACGCGUGUCCUGCGCGCCGGGAGCCGCGCCACGGGCGUCGAGAUUGUCAAUACCGCCACGAACGCGACGGAAACUAUCCGCCUUGCCCCUGGCGGCAGGGUCAUCCUCGCGGCCGGAGCGUUGCACUCGCCGCGCAUCCUCAUCAACUCGGGCAUCGGGCCCCGCGCCCAGAUCGCGACCGCGCAAAAGAGCGGGAUCGCGGUCCCUCCCGUGCAUGAAUGGAUCAACCUCCCGGUCGGGAAAAGCCUAAUGGACCACCCGAUCUUCUCCAUCGUCAUCAAGACGGAGAACGGGACCUUCAACACGCUGGAUGCCGCGGCCAUCCUGAACGGGACGGCGACGCGAGACAUCGCCGCCUACGAGCAGGAUAACGACGGUGUCCUCACCCAGGGGAAACACCGGCUGGUCUUCUUCACGUCCAACGUCGCGAGCGACGGGCGCACGCGCUUCUACCAGGGCUCGUGCACGCCGACGGCCGAGGGCGUCGUCACCAUCACGGCGUACAUGACGCACGGGCUCACCUCCAAGGGCGAGCUGGCGCUCGACGCGGACCAGCGGACGACCAUUACGAAGUCACCGUACCUGCAGACGGCGGCAGACCGCGAGGCGGCGACGUUGUUUAUCCAGUCGAUGGUGGACGCGAUCACGGCCCCGGGGUCCGGCAUGCAGUUGGUCGAGCCGUACACCAACACGUCGGCGAUUCUGGGCUCGCUGACGGCGGGCAUUCACUACGCGGGGACGACCAAGAUGGGGACGCACGAUGGGCGGUUUGGCAACGGGACUGCGGUUGUGGAUACAAAUACCAAGGUUUAUGGGAUGCAGAAUUUGUACAUCGUCGACGGGGGCAUCCACCCGGACCUUGCCUCUGGAAAUAACCAGGCAAUGAUCAUGGUCGUGGCCGAGAAUGCAGUGGAGCGCAUUCACCAGCAGGACAGCUUCCUUGGCGAGGGUAUGGCAACGCCGUAUGGCGCCUGA
Aspergillus calidoustus is the source of this 1695-nucleotide messenger RNA. Lineage: Eukaryota; Fungi; Ascomycota; Eurotiomycetes; Eurotiales; Aspergillaceae. The record is from the annotation of a GenBank genome assembly.